Messenger RNA from Chlorocebus sabaeus (green monkey), 3688 nucleotides. The record is from RefSeq and is a predicted model, not a curated record. NCBI's taxonomy places the organism in Eukaryota, Metazoa, Chordata, Mammalia, Primates, Cercopithecidae.
UUCUGCCAGUGUUAUUUUACAGCGUUGCAAAGAGAUAAAAGCCAGACAGAAGAAAGUACUUUAGCUUUGAUUAGGGAUUUUUUUUUCUGUCCCUGUGACCGUACACUACCCAAUUCUGACAGCUUUGCAUGAGUCUAGCAGAAAAUCGAGGGAUUCACUGUUAUUCGUUAACUUGUAGAGGUCCAGACCCGUCCACAUCAAAUGGUGAGGUCCCCACUUUCGACUUCAGCUGUUGCUAAAUCUGUGACCCUUUUAAUGAAAUCCAAGGAUCUCAGCUUUAAAAAAGUUAAAAUAAAAUAAAAACAAGAUGUUUCUCGAAGCAGUUUGAAACACCUCUCUGAGGUGUCGGAGAUUGUUUUUGUUUUCUCCCUUUGCCCUUCUUGGAAUGCACCAAACAUAAAAGCAUUUUUUUCAAGCUUUACUUUCACUUUCGAGAGUGCCGCCUAUUUGCCACACACUUCCCUGAUGAAAUGUCUGGAUUUGGACUAAAGAAAAAAGGAAUGGCCAGCAGUCAUCCAAUAAGAUUGAGCGGCGCAUAUCGAUGCAGACCAGAAUGAGAGUGUGAGAAAGGGGAAUUGAAGGAGUAGAAGAAGCAGAAGUAUACUGGUGAUUACUGGCGUCCAUGUGUGAAGAAGGACACAAAGAAGCAGGCUGAAGGGAUGGCAACAUGACCAGUUGAGGAACUGAAACGACAGGAGGGUGAGGGGCUGAAGUGGAUAGGGGAAGGCCUGCAGAAUUACAGCAGAAUCAUGAGACAGACUUUGCCUUAUAUCUACUUUUGGUGGGGACUUUUGCCCUUUGGGAUGCUGUGUGCAUCCUCCACCAACAAAUGCACUGUUAGCCAAGAAGUUGCUGACUGCAGCCACCUGAAGUUAACUCAGGUACCCGAUGAUCUCCCCACAAACAUAACAGUGUUGAAUCUUACCCAUAAUCAACUCAGAAGAUUACCAGCCGCCAAUUUUACAAGAUAUAGCCAACUAACUAUCUUGGAUGUAGGAUUUAACUCCAUCUCAAAACUGGAGCCAGAAUUGUGCCAAAAACUUCCCAUGUUAAAAGUUUUGAACCUCCAGCACAAUGAGCUAUCUCAACUGUCUGAUAAAACCUUUGCCUUCUGCACGAAUUUGACGGAACUCCAUCUCAUGUCCAACUCAAUCCAGAAAAUUAAAAAUAAUCCCUUUGUAAAGCAGAAGAAUUUAAUCACAUUAGAUCUGUCUCAUAAUGGCUUGUCAUCUACAAAAUUAGGAACUCAGGUUCAGCUGGAAAAUCUCCAAGAGCUUCUAUUAUCAAACAAUAAAAUCCAGGCACUAAAAAGUGAAGAACUUGGUAUCCUUGCCAAUUCAUCUUUAAAAAAGUUAGAGUUGUCAUCGAAUCAAAUUAAAGAGUUUUCUCCAGGGUGUUUUCACGCAAUUGGAAGAUUAUUGGGCCUCUUUCUGAACAAUGUCCAGCUGGGUCCCAGCCUCACAGAGAAGCUAUGUUUGGAAUUAGCAAACACAAGCAUUCGGAAUCUGUCUCUGAGUAACAGCCGGCUGUCCACCACCAGCAAUACAACUUUCUUGGGACUAAAGUGGACAAACCUCACUAUGCUCGAUCUUUCCCACAACGACUUAAAUGUGAUUGGUAACGAUUCUUUUGUUUGGCUUCCACAUCUAGAAUAUUUCUUCCUGGAGUAUAAUAAUAUACAGCAUUUGCUCUCUCACUCUUUGCACGGGCUUUUCAAUGUGCGGUACCUGAAUUUGAAACGGUCUUUUACUAAACAAAGUAUUUCCCUUGCUUCGCUCCCCAAGAUUGAUGAUUUUUCUUUUCAGUGGCUCACAUGUUUGGAGCACCUUAACAUGGAAGAUAAUGACAUUCCAGGCAUAAAAAGCACUAUGUUCACAGGAUUGAUAAGCCUGAAAUACUUAAGUCUAUCCAACUGCUUUACAAGUUUGCAAACUUUGACAAAUGAAACAUUUGCGUCACUCGCUCACUCUCCCUUACACACACUCAACCUAACCAAGAAUAAAAUCUCAAAAAUAGAGAGUGGUGCCUUCUCUUGGUUGGGCCACCUACAAGUACUUGACCUGGGCCUUAAUGAAAUUGGGCAAGAACUCACAGGCCAGGAAUGGAGUGGUCUAGAAAAUAUUUUCGAAAUCUAUCUUUCCUACAACAAGUACCUGCAACUGACUAAGAACUCCUUUGCCUUGGUUCGAAGCCUUCAACGACUGAUGCUCCGAAGGGUGGCCCUUAAAAAUGUGGAUUGCUCUCCUUCACCAUUCCGGCCUCUUGGUAACCUGACCAUUCUGGAUCUAAGCAACAACAACAUAGCCAACAUAAAUGAUGACAUGUUGGAAGGUCUUGAGAAACUAGAAAUUCUGGAUUUGCAGCAUAACAACUUAGCGCGGCUCUGGAAACACGCAAACCCUGCUGGUCCUGUUUAUUUUCUAAAGGGUCUGUCUCACCUCCACAUCCUUAACUUGGAGUCUAAUGGCUUUGACGAGAUCCCAGUUGAGGUCUUCAAGGAUUUAUGUGAACUAAAGAUCAUUGAUUUAGGAUUGAAUAAUUUAAACACACUUCCAGCGUCUGUCUUUGAUAAUCAGGUGUCUCUAAAGUCAUUGAACCUUCAGAAGAAUCUCAUAACAUCAGUUGAGAAGAAGGUUUUUGGGCCAGCUUUCAGGAACCUGAGUAACUUAGAUAUGCGCUUUAAUCCCUUUGAUUGCACAUGUGAAAGUAUUGCCUGGUUUGUUAAUUGGAUUAACAAGACCCAUGCCAACAUCCCUGAGCUGUCAAGCCACUACCUUUGCAACACUCCACCCCACUAUCAUGGGUUCCCAGUGAGACUUUUUGAUACAUCAUCCUGCAAGGACAGUGCCCCCUUUGAACUCUUUUUCAUGAUCAAUACCAGUAUCCUGUUGAUUUUUAUCCUUGUUGUACUUCUCAUCCACUUUGAGGGCUGGAGGAUAUCUUUUUACUGGAAUGUUUCAGUACAUCGAGUUCUUGGUUUCAAAGAAAUAGACAGACAGACAGAACAGUUUGAAUAUGCAGCAUAUAUAAUUCACGCCCACAAAGAUAAGGAUUGGGUCUGGGAACAUUUCUCUUCAAUGGAAAAGGAAGACCAAUCUCUCAAAUUUUGUCUGGAAGAAAGGGACUUUGAGGCAGGUGUUUUUGAACUGGAAGCAAUUGUUAACAGCAUCAAAAGAAGCAGAAAAAUUAUUUUUAUUAUAACACACCAUCUAUUAAAAGACCCAUUAUGCAAAAGAUUCAAGGUACAUCAUGCCGUUCAACAAGCUAUUGAACAAAAUCUGGAUUCCAUUAUAUUGAUUUUCCUUGAGGAGAUUCCAGAUUAUAAACUGAACCAUGCACUCUGUUUGCGAAGAGGAAUGUUUAAAUCUCACUGCAUCUUGAACUGGCCAGUUCAGAAAGAACGGAUAGGUGCCUUUCAUCAUAAACUGCAAGUAGCACUCGGAUCCAAAAACUCAGUACAUUAAAUUUAUUUAAAUAUUCAAUUAGCAAAGGAGAAACUUUCUCUAUUUAAAAAGUUCCAUGGCAAAUUUAAGUUUUCCAUAAAGGUGUUAUCAUUUGUUUAUUCAUAUUUGUAAGUGAUUAUAUUCUAUCACAAUUAUAUCUCUUCUAGGAAAAUGUAUCUCCUUAUUUCAGGCCUAUUUUUGACAACUGACUAAAUUGUACCCAAAAUAAACACAGAAGCACAUAA